ACCACGACCGUCAUUCCACGUUAUACCACAGACAGGUAUACCUUGAAUUCGAAAACAGUAAGGAACCGUCGCGUGUAAAUUAGUAUUUGACUGAUGAACAUGCGUAGACAGCGAUAACGCUGUAGAACACGUAUUCCUUCGCACGCGGCUUCAGAAUCUACGACAAGCAGUCGUGGAUCCGCGCGAUCAAUUGACGGUGAAUCAAAAUGAAAUAGUUCACGACCCGUUGCUUCCGAAGGUAACAUGGAAAAAGUGGAAAGAAAUGGACUGAACGAUAAGGAACACAAAGACACGAAGAAGAGUAAGUUGUGCGCUUAUAUUUUCUGGCUGUUCGGCGGACUCGUCGGAGCGCAUCAUGUGUACCUCGGCAGGGACGAUCAGGCUUUCGUGUACAUCACGACAUUCGGCGGUUACGUGGGCUGCGGCUAUCUCAGGGACAUUUACAUGAUACCUGCGUACGUGGCCGAUGCAAAUGACGAUCCGGCGUUCGUCGAGAAAUUUAAGCGAAAAGUCAGGGCCAACGGAAAGCCGCCGUUUUCCGCGGUGCGAUUCGCGGCGGAAACCGCGGUCGCCUACUUAUGGGCCGAGCUGUUCAACAGCGCGAUCCCGCAGGAAGAGAUAUACGGUAUUAAUUUCAGGCACCUUCUGCUUCUAAUACCGGUCGUGGUUGCACUAGGUGUAUGGAUGGUCGGGAACAUCGGGAGAGAACAGGGUUCAAUAUGGAUAGCGCUUGUCGCAGCGUAUUUAUGUUAUCCGACCUUGUAUUACAUCGGCGACGACACCAUGUGGAUCUUUCUCAUGGUGGUUGUCUCGAGCCUGGCCUUCGACACCUUCAGCAAGCAAUGGCGGCUGAAACCGAGAAAGAAGAGGAGCUUCGUUCGAAGAAUGGCGUAUUUGAGCUUAGGGGUCAUGGUUUUCCUCGCCGUGAUCAGCAGCUACCUGUACUUCAACGCAGUUAUCACGGAUAGCGAGGGCGAGGAGAUUAAGUUAUCGGAGGCGGUGCAGCACUUCCUCACCUCGCCUAUCUGGACGGAAUUCAAGGCGAGUCUGGAGGCCACGUGGCACCAGACGAAGCACCAAGGUUUUUGGGCAACGUGGGCACAGCUAGUGGACCUUACGGAUCCUCGAGGCGAGAUAAACGCCUACAAGGUUCUAGGCCUCUCGCAAACCGCUUCCCAGAACGAAGUCACAGCGCGAUGGAGAACUCUGUCCAGGGACAAUCAUCCCGACAAGAUUAAAGGUUCGGAGGAGGAAAGGCACGCUGCUCAGGAAAAGUUCAUGGAGAUUCAGCAGGCGUACGAGAUCCUGUCCCAGGCCAAGAAUCGCCGGAAACGACGGAAUCGCCGUUCCGAUGACUGAGCCGUGCGUGCUUUGACUCGAGGGGGUCAAUAAAGAACAACGGGACAAACCGACGAAAGAAUCUCCAAAUGUACGCCGAUCUCCGUAUUCUCAACCGUCCAUAAUCAAAAUGACACGUGGUUGAUUAAUAAGACAUUUAUUUAAACAAUCA
This is a messenger RNA of Monomorium pharaonis (pharaoh ant), 1510 nucleotides long. RefSeq names its product dnaJ homolog subfamily C member 22 (gene wus). Gene Ontology annotation, biological process: endocytosis. The coding region runs from base 244 to 1359 and encodes 371 amino acids. Gene Ontology annotation, cellular component: plasma membrane; early endosome. The transcript is spliced from 5 exons. The record is from RefSeq and is a predicted model, not a curated record. NCBI's taxonomy places the organism in Eukaryota, Metazoa, Arthropoda, Insecta, Hymenoptera, Formicidae.